AUGCAUUGAAUAUUAAGCGGGGUCUGAAUAGUAAGCAUACAGCAUGUGGGUAAUUUGAUUAGAAAGCUUCUGUUUUAUGCAUGUUGCAGGGUGGAUGAUAAUGAUGAUGAUGAAGACAGAUGGAGAUCAGGAUCAGUGUCUGUAUAAGAGCAGAAGCCUUUCAACACAAGCAGGUUAAUCCAGACCCUCCAGACAGACAUCCUCAUACACUGCCACCUAUCAUGUCUCUCCUGUAUGUUAUUGGCAUGCUGGGACUUUUAAUGAAGGUUGCCGUGCCUAUGUGUGCCCCCACUGACUACACCAUCUACAUUGAGAGACAGGAGUGCAAUUACUGUGUGGCUGUCAACACCACCAUCUGCAUGGGCUUCUGUUUCUCCAGGGACAGUAACAUAAAGGAGUUGGUGGGUCCUCGUUUUAUUGUUCAGAGGGGAUGCACUUAUCAGGAAGUUGAGUACCGGACAGCCGUCUUGCCGGGAUGCCCUUCACAUGCAGAUCCUCACUUCACCUACCCAGUGGCACUUAGCUGCCACUGCAGCACCUGCAAAACCCACAGUGAUGAAUGUGCCCUUAAAACCCGCAGCGCUGGGAUGAGAUGCUCCAAACCUGUGCAUCAUCUGUACCCCGAGGAGAACAACUACGCCCAAGCAUAUUGGGACCAGUAUGAGUAAUAUUUGAUUAUUCCUUGGCUGAAUCUAAAAUUAAAGUCUUCAUGCUCAUGGGAACAGUUGUUUGUUAGAUAAUUGUUGAGUAAACCUUAUGUCAUAAAGUUACCUAAUCCAUUACGUUACUGGAUUUUAUAUCCAGCAUCUGAUGUGUUUAUUGAAGCCAAACAUGAUUUAAAAAGAAGGUGUGGUUUUAAUAGGGUUCAAAUAUUUAUGCUUUUAAGGAUGAUAUACCUUUUGUGAACUUUAAUGGUGUUUUAGUGUUUGACUGGCAGGGUUGCCAUAAAAAAUACAGUGUAAAAAUGCUUUCAUAAAACUGAGCUUUAUCAUUA
Molecule: messenger RNA, 994 nt
Organism: Danio rerio (zebrafish)
Lineage: Eukaryota; Metazoa; Chordata; Actinopteri; Cypriniformes; Danionidae
Source: RefSeq, a predicted model, not a curated record